Glycine soja is the source of this 1552-nucleotide messenger RNA. Its product is annotated as single-stranded DNA-binding protein, mitochondrial. The coding region runs from base 634 to 1287 and encodes 217 amino acids. The transcript is spliced from 6 exons. The record is from RefSeq and is a predicted model, not a curated record. Gene Ontology annotation, molecular function: single-stranded DNA binding. Gene Ontology annotation, biological process: positive regulation of helicase activity; mitochondrial DNA replication. Gene Ontology annotation, cellular component: mitochondrial nucleoid. Lineage: Eukaryota; Viridiplantae; Streptophyta; Magnoliopsida; Fabales; Fabaceae.
ACACAAGAGAAGGCCGACCCUACUGAUUUCCUUGAGAAUUGAGUUCCACACGUAAACCUUGUACCCCCAUCAGCACUAGCAGUGGCUUUGUUUUUGACAAGAAAGUGAAACUUUCUCUGCAUUUUUGUUACCACCAGUGGCCUUGGGAAUCUUAAUCCUUAACUUCUUAUGGAUGGUCCUGCAUGGAAUGAAGUACAAGGUUGCAGUUACAGAUUAAACUAGCCUAGAAGAAACAAUUGGAGUUGAGCACAAAGAGUAUGGGGUUAGUGGAGUGGGGACGUGCGUGCAGGGGAAACAAUUUAAACAUGCCAUCUACAAAAAAAAUUAAAAAAAAAAAAGUGAUUAUUUAAUCAAUAAUAUUUGAAAGCAUGCUAUAUACUCCCUCCCAUUAUAAUUGUAAGUUUUAGAUUAUUUUACACACAUAAAAAAACUAAUAAAUGAAUAAAAGAGAUUAAUAGUUUUAUAAAAUUAAUGUUAUGAUCAUUAAUUUAUUUUUAAUUAUGUGAAACCCUAAUGUAUGGACGGGGCCCAUAUAGAUUCUACAGAGUGAGCCCGAUUGCAUAAACCCACACCGUGCGUGCGUCCCAGUGAGGAGUGUUUGGUUAAACCCUUGCAUUGCAGUUGUUGCCGGAAAUGAAUUCUAUGGCGGUGAGACUUGCGAAGCAUCUCCGACUCUCUGCACUGACCUCAUUUUCACUCGGUGGUGUGCCGAGAAGCGGAGCUUCAUGGUACUCGACCUCCCUAUCUGGAGGUGAAAAUGAUCACCCUUUACCUGAUAAUGAUGCACCUAAGAAGGAAGCAUUGGAUGAAGAGUUUGAUGAUUUUCUUGGCGAAAAGCCUGAGUUACAGCUGCAAGGUGUGGAUCCCAAGAAGGGUUGGGGAUUUCGUGGCGUGCACAAGGCAAUUAUUUGUGGAAAAGUUGGCCAAGCCCCUGUUCAAAAGAUACUGAGGAAUGGUAGAAAUAUAACCAUCUUUACAGUUGGGACAGGGGGCAUGUUUGACCAGAGAAUUCAAGGACCAAAGGAUUUGCCAAAACCUGCUCAAUGGCAUAGGAUUGCUGUGCAUAAUGAUAUACUAGGGACCUAUGCCGUACAGCAACUCUUUAAAAACUCUUCAGUUUAUGUUGAGGGUGACAUUGAGACUAGAGUUUAUAAUGAUAGCAUCAACGGUAACGUUAAAAGCAUUCCAGAGAUAUGUGUUCGCCGUGAUGGGAGAAUUCGCCUCAUCAAGAAUGGGGAGAGCAUUGAUAAAACUUCCUUGGAUGAAUUGCGAGAAGGGUUGUUUUAGGGAAAGUUGACCAUCUAACGGAAGCAUAUACUUCUGAAAGAAACUUCGCCUUGUUGCUGCAGCAUUUGUAAUGAAUACUUUGGUCCUCGAUUUUAUUGUUUCAUGCAUAUUAUUUAGCAUUCUGAUUUCAGUUUCCCAUGGUUAAUUUUAUGGAAGAGAGGCAGAAGAACAAAUUUGUCUUGUCGAUUACUUGUUCUGUAGUUCUAAAUUUAUCAUAUCUUUCUUCUUAAAGUGUUGCUUAUGUAUGAAAGCAUUUCCCUCUUAA